Messenger RNA from Telopea speciosissima, 3236 nucleotides. RefSeq names its product putative transcription elongation factor SPT5 homolog 1. Gene Ontology annotation, molecular function: structural constituent of ribosome; mRNA binding. Gene Ontology annotation, cellular component: ribosome; DSIF complex. The record is from RefSeq and is a predicted model, not a curated record. Lineage: Eukaryota; Viridiplantae; Streptophyta; Magnoliopsida; Proteales; Proteaceae. The coding region runs from base 118 to 3210 and encodes 1030 amino acids. Gene Ontology annotation, biological process: transcription elongation-coupled chromatin remodeling; regulation of DNA-templated transcription elongation; transcription elongation by RNA polymerase II. The transcript has 22 exons.
CUUAUCAAGUUCGAUAUUUUUGGUUUUUGAUUGGAUUUACUGGAAGUAUAUAAGAGGGGUCGAAGCUGAGAUCUUGCCCAUAGAGCAGAAGAACACAGAGUAGAAGUUUCUGCUAUAAUGCCUCGCAGGAGAGUCGACGAUGAACUCGACCCUGAAGAAGAGGAGGAAGAAGAAGAAGAACUUGAAGACAAAGAAGACGACGACGACGGUGGUCAUGUCAAGAAGCGUCGGAGAUCCGAUUUCAUUGAUGAUGCAGCCGUUGAAGACGAUGACGAGGAAGAAGAAGAUGAUGAAGAUGACGACUUUGUUGAUCAUCGUGGUGGUCGCAAGCGCAGGAAGGCUGGGACCGAAUUUUUCGACAUUGAAGCCGCUGUUGAUGAGGACGAAGAAGAGGAGGAGGAUGCUGAAGAAGACGAUUUUAUAGUAGAUGGCGGGGCUGAGUUACCUGAUGAAGAAGAAGUGAGGAGGAUACAUCGUCGUCCUUUGCCCACAGAGGAGGACCAAGAAGAAGAUUAUGAAGCUCUUGAGAGAAGUAUUCAAGCAAGGUAUGCUAGAUCUAGUGAUAAUGAUUAUGAUGAGGAGGCCACAGAUGUUGAACAACAGGCUCUUCUGCCAUCAGUCAAGGAUCCAAAACUUUGGAUGAUAAAGUGUGCGAUUGGUCAUGAGAGAGAGGCAGCUGUCUGCCUGAUGCAGAAGUACAUUGAUAAAGGAUCUGAAUUGCAGAUUAGGUCUGCAAUUGCCCUUGAUCAUCUUAAAAACUACAUAUAUGUGGAAGCAGACAAAGAAGCCCAUGUUAGAGAGGCUUGCAAGGGUCUGCGCAAUCUAUAUGCUCAAAAAGUAAUGCUUGUUCCAAUAAAAGAAAUGACUGAUGUACUCUCAGUUGAAAGCAAAGCUGUAGACCUAUCUAGAGAUGCUUGGGUGCGGAUGAAGAUUGGAACGUAUAAAGGAGACCUUGCAAAAGUUGUGGAUGUGGACAAUGUGCGGCAGAGAGUGACAGUGAAGCUAAUACCAAGGAUUGAUUUACAGGCUCUUGCUAAUAAAUUGGAAGGUAGGGAAGUCGUGAAGAAGAAGGCAUUUGUACCUCCUCCACGUUUCAUAAAUAUAGAGGAGGCAAGGGAGAUGCAUAUCCGUGUUGAGCGUAGGCGGGAUCCAGUCACUGGUGAUUACUUUGAGAAUAUUGAGGGCAUGAUGUUUAAAGAUGGUUUUCUGUAUAAAACAGUAUCGAUGAAAUCUAUUAGCUCGCAGAACAUUCAACCAACUUUUGAUGAACUAGAGAAAUUUCAGAAGCCAGGGGAAGAUGGAGACGGCGACAUGAGUAGUUUGUCUACUUUAUUUGCAAACAGAAAGAAAGGUCAUUUCAUGAAGGGUGAUGCAGUUAUUGUGGUGAAGGGAGAUUUGAAAAAUUUGAUGGGUUGGGUUGAGAAAGUAGAUGAAGAAAAUGUUCAUAUUAGACCGAAAAUGAAGGGCUUGCCGACAACUCUUGCUGUAAAUGAGAAAGAACUUUGCAAGUACUUCAAACCAGGGGAUCAUGUAAAAGUCGUUUCUGGUGCUCAGGAAGGUGCAACUGGUAUGGUUGUUAAGGUUGAUGGCCAUGUCCUUUACAUUGUUUCUGAUACAACCAAAGAAGAUAUCCGUGUAUUUGCGGACAAUGUUGUGGAGAGUUCUGAAGUAACUGCUGGUGUUACCAAAAUUGGGGACUAUGAGUUACAUGAUCUUGUGCUGCUCGAUAAUAUGAGCUUUGGUGUAAUUAUUCGUGUAGAAAGUGAAGCUUUCCAGGUGCUUAAGGGCAUUCCAGAGAGACCUGAGGUUGUUCUUGUUAAGUUAAGAGAGAUUAAAAGCAAAAUUGAAAGGAAAUCUAAUGCUCAAGAUCGCUCUAAGAACACCGUGUCUGUGAAAGAUGUUGUAAAGAUUGUGGAGGGUCCUUGCAAAGGAAAGCAAGGUCCUGUGGAACACAUAUGUAGAGGAAUUUUAUUCAUUUAUGACCGCCAUCACCUCGAGCAUGCUGGUUAUAUUUGUGCUAAGUCUCAGUCUUGUGUAGUUGUUGGUGGGUCUCGUUCUACUGGUGAUAAAAAUGGUGAUUACUUGCCUAGAUUUCCUGGUCUCAGAGCCUCACCUCAUGUCACCCAGUCCCCAAAAAGACCACCUAGAGGACCUCCAGUUGACUCUGGAGGAAGACACAGAGGUGGAAGAGGUCAUGAUUCUUUGGUUGGUAGUACUAUAAAAAUUCGACUGGGCCCCUUCAAGGGAUACCGUGGGCGUGUUGUAGAUGUCAAGGGUCAAUCAGUCCGGGUUGAAUUGGAGUCCCAAAUGAAGGUUGUCACAGUUAACCGUAAUCAGAUUUCUGAUACUGCGGCUGUUGCAACCCCCUUCCGUGAAACAUCUCGGUAUGGCCUGGGAAGUGAGACACCCAUGCAUCCAUCACGAACUCCACUACAUCCAUAUAUGACUCCUAUGAGAGAUCCAGGAGCAACACCAAUUCAUGAUGGCAUGCGAACGCCCAUGAGGGAUCGAGCUUGGAAUCCUUAUGCACCAAUGAGUCCAGCAAGGGAUAAUUGGGAGGACGGAAAUCCUGCUUCCUGGGGAACCAGUCCACAGUAUCAGCCAGGAAGUCCUCCUCGUCGGCCUUAUGAAGCACCAACUCCUGGUUCAGGUUGGGCCAACACUCCUGGUGGUAAUUAUAGUGAAGCUGGAACCCCAAGGGAAAGCAGCCCAGCAUAUGCAAGUGCUCCGAGCCCUUACUUGCCCUCAACUCCUGGUGGGCAGCCAAUGACUCCAAGUUCUGCAUCAUACUUACCUGGCACUCCCGGAGGGCAACCAAUGACUCCUGGAAGUGGUGGUCUGGAUAUUAUGUCUCCAACAGUAGGUGGUGAGGGUGAAGGGCCGUGGUUCCUGCCUGAUGUGUUGGUCAAUGUUAGAAAGUCAGGAGAGGAUGCUGCCAUUGGGGUUGUACAUGAAGUGCUUCCGGAUGGUUCUUGCAAGGUCGCCCUUGGAUCGACUGGUAAUGGAGAGAUGGUCACUGCUCUUCCAAAUGAAAUGGAGAUGGUGGUGCCUAGGAAAUCAGAUAAGAUAAAGAUCAUGAGUGGUGCCCAACGUGGUGCUACUGGGAAGCUGAUAGGUAUUGAUGGUACUGAUGGGAUAGUCAAAGUGGAUGAUACUCUCGAUGUUAAGAUUUUGGAUAUGGUCAUUUUGGCCAAGUUAGCGCGAUCUUAACAUUUAAUAAUUUAUUGUUUAAAGCA